Molecule: messenger RNA, 1353 nt
Organism: Priceomyces carsonii
Lineage: Eukaryota; Fungi; Ascomycota; Pichiomycetes; Serinales; Debaryomycetaceae
Gene: UME1
Product: Ume1p
Exons: 1
Coding region: 1-1353 (450 amino acids)
Biological process (GO): chromatin remodeling; regulation of DNA-templated transcription
Cellular component (GO): Rpd3L complex; cytoplasm; nucleus
Molecular function (GO): nucleosome binding; histone binding
Source: RefSeq, a predicted model, not a curated record
AUGACUAUCUCAACUAAAGACCUAGAAAUUGCCGAACGGGAAAUUGCUGAAGAGCAGCAAUUAAAAGAAAGCCUUAAUAACGAAGAGUUCAAAAUCUGGAAGAAAACGGUUCCUUUACUUUAUGAUACCAUACAUACACAAGCUCUAGACUUUCCAUCAUUAUCAGUUCAGUGGCUACCCGACUACACUGUAUCGGACAAUAAGAAUGAAAUAACUGUGAGGUUUUUGUUUGGCACGAAUACGUCGGGCUACUCUCAAGAUUAUUUGAAAUUAGGCUCAUUAAAAUUGCCCAGUACUCUAGCGUCGGAUUUUCCAAAGUUCUCACCAAACACCCAAAGUAUCCCUCUCCCUUUCCCUAACGAUAAAGAAGAGGGUGGAUUCCAGCUAUUAUCUACCUGGAGGCAUGACGGUGAGAUAAACAGCAUAAGGCUUUCUCCUAAUUAUAACAAUGUCAUUACAUUUGAUAAUCAAGGUAUUGUUCACCUAUUCGAUCUACAAUCUAAAGAUUCCGUUGAAUUUGCUUAUCAUAAAUUAGAAGGUUACGCAUUGGAAUGGAUCGAUGACCACCAGUUUUUAUCUGGUUCGAACGAUUCUCAGAUUGCACUUUGGGAAGUUUCAAAACCAUCUACACCGAUGCAACUAUUCAAGUCACAUAAUGCAGUUGUUAGCGACUUAUCCUAUAACUCAGUGGCAAAGAAUAUUUUUGGGUCUGUCGCUGAUGAUCAUACGACUCAAUUUCAUGAUUUAAGGAGCCUCAGAUCAGAAGAUAAUCCAGCCAUCACUGUUCAAAAUAAACAUAUCCAAAACGCUAUUUCCUUCCACCCUGAAAUAGAUACAUUGUUUUCUACUGCAGGGAAAGAUAAUGUCGUCUCACUUUUCGAUUUGCGUAAUCCAAAAGUUCCAUUCCGUAAGCUCUUUGGGCAUAAUGACAGUGUCAGUGGACUCAAAUGGAAUAUUACCGAUCCCAGUCAAUUAGUAUCUUGGAGCUUAGAUAAGAGGGUUAUAAUUUGGGAUUUGAAUAAACUCGACGAGGAUUUUUCGUACCCUAACCCUAUGGAAAAUAACAAGAAAUCAACUAAAGCAGAUCCCUGUUUAUAUUUUAUACAUGGGGGCCAUACCCAAAGAAUUAAUGAUUUUGAUGUGCAUCCGAAGAUACAGAAUUUAUUUGCUACUGUGGGUGAUGACCAGUUGUUUGAGAUAUGGAAGCCCAAAACUAUUAUACCAGAAGAAGACGAGGAUAUGGAAGAUGUUGAAGAUGAUCAAAACGAUCAAAUGAGCCCAGCCCCUAACAAUGAUAUAGCAACUACUAAUGAUCACAAAGAUUCAGGUGACAGUGAAAGGGAUGCUAAGUGA